UUGAUUUAUUGACAUAUGAAUGAUAUAAUUCGAGGAAAGAAAGCUUUUGCAAACACUUCUUGUAACUCAUUUUGUCUUUUUGUUUUUUCUUGCAGAGACCUCAGUUUCAACAAACUAAGUGGAUCGAUUCCUGAUAAUUUUUUGGGCCUGUCAAACACAGAGUACAUAUAUCUAACUGGGAACUCCCUAACUGGUCCAUUGCCUGGUUGGAUGCUGAAAGAUGGAGAUUCCAUUGAUCUAUCCUACAACAACCUUACAUUUGAAAACAAAUCCUCAAAUUGUCAACCGCGCAGUGAACUGAACUUGUUUGAAAGCUCAAAGGGAAAUACAACUGGUAUCACAUCUUGUUUAAGGAGCUUUCACUGUGAGAAAAAGUAUUACUCUCUCCACAUAAAUUGUGGUGGAAGAGAAGUAAAAGUUGAUAAAGAUACAACAUAUGAAGGAGACGGCGAAUCUGGUGGGCCAUCUAAUUUCGUGCAGAGUAAGACUAACUGGGCAUUUAGCAGCACAGGUCACUUCAUGGACGAUUACAGUGUAGAUUUUUACAUCCGGGAGAACAUCUCUAGUAUCUCUGGGCAGGAUCCUCAGCUGUACAUGAAUGCUCGACUAUCUCCUCUGUCACUGACAUAUUAUGGAUUCUGUCUGGAAAACGGAAACUACACAGUAAACCUUCACUUUGCUGAGAUCAUGUUUACUGCUGACAGAACAUAUAGGAGUCUCGGAAGGCGCAUAUUUGAUGUUUAUGUUCAGGGAAAGCUGGAGAGAAAGGAUUUCAAUAUUGAAGAUGAAGCAGGUGGAGUUAAUAAGGCAAUUGUUAGAAACUUCACUGCUUCUGUCACUGAUAAUACCUUGGAGAUUCGCUUCUACUGGGCUGGAAAAGGGACUAUUAGAAUCCCAGAUAAAGGAGUAUAUGGUCCACUCAUUUCAGCUAUCUCCGUUAAUCCUG
Molecule: messenger RNA, 946 nt
Organism: Olea europaea var. sylvestris
Lineage: Eukaryota; Viridiplantae; Streptophyta; Magnoliopsida; Lamiales; Oleaceae
Product: probable leucine-rich repeat receptor-like serine/threonine-protein kinase At3g14840
Exons: 7
Source: RefSeq, a predicted model, not a curated record